Molecule: messenger RNA, 7132 nt
Organism: Hippoglossus stenolepis (Pacific halibut)
Lineage: Eukaryota; Metazoa; Chordata; Actinopteri; Pleuronectiformes; Pleuronectidae
Gene: alms1
Product: ALMS1 centrosome and basal body associated protein
Exons: 18
Coding region: 112-6936 (2274 amino acids)
Biological process (GO): regulation of centriole replication
Cellular component (GO): cytosol; centriole; centrosome
Source: RefSeq, a predicted model, not a curated record
UUCAAAUCCUUCCUCGCGCGAGCUCUCUUCCUAGCGACGCUCCAUGGUUACGAGCGGCAGGAAGCGCGCUCACGGUGGCGCACUGGGAACAACAACAACAACAACAACAACAUGAACGCGGAGCCUCCGGAGAGAGUGGAGGCAUCUCUUCAGCUGCCGGCGGAUAAAGAUGGGAGUCGGACAGUUGGACAAUCCUCCAUGAAUCAGCAGGGACCUCGAAGUCUUCCUGCAGCCGGACAGGACCAGUGGCAGCGCAGACGGGAAACAGAUGAUUGGGAGCCUCUACAGCCCAGUGGACGCUCUUUGCAGCUGGAAUUUCAGGACAGUAACUUGUCUCCAGCUCUUUUCCUCUUGCCUGGAAACUCUCGAGUGGAACGCAACUUUACUGAAUAUUCUUUAUUCCAACAAAGUGACCAUGAAUUUGCUCCUUUAAGGGCGUACCCUGACAUGUCCAUGGCGUCGGAGAGAUUCCACUUGCCGCCCCAGGAUCGCACCACUCAGGCGUCUGAGCGUGGCUCACUGUCCCAGCACCCGUUGGCCCAUGCAACCAUCCUUUCUGAAGAAGGAACGAGCAGCUGCUGCUCUCUGUCCCAGCACAGUAUGCCACCAGGGGACGAAAGCAGACGAGAGGAAAUGAUUCACUCCCGACUGACUGACCUGCAGGCAUCUAGAGAUGAUGGUGGUGGCAGAGAGAAGGACUCUGAGACACUAACUGACCUUAAAAACAAGCUCGCAGCUGUAGACGAUGACACCUUCUUUCUGAGUAAGGACAUCCCUGCCCAGCAUCUUCUGGACAUCCUUCAGAAAGAGGUUGGCAUGCUGAGCAGCAGUAGUAGUGCGCUGUCCUCUGCCUCUGAGAUGUCUGUCAAGAGCAUUACAUCUUUUGUCCAAGAGUCUAAAAGCUUGAAAAUUUCCAAACCAGGAAUUCCCCAAAGCUUGGCUAGAAGAGAAGGUCCACCUGGUGAAGCUUCUCUGCCCCAGCAGCAGACGCAGCAACCUGACCCGUCACAAACGCUGUCAUCUGAGGUCGGUAACAUCACCAUGGGUUCCCGCAGCACGCAACCUGAUGACAGCAGUGAAGUGUUGUACAGGGAGCUGCUGUCUGAGGCUGAGGGGAACCGCAGCAGAGAAGCUGGAGCUAAAAACCAACAGCAGAAAAGUGCUUCACCACCUGCUCAGUUUCUUACAGAGACAUCCACUGGCAAGCCAAGUGUGACCCGAAAAAAUCUGAGUGACCUGCCAUGGACCGGGCCGUUUUCAUCCGGUGUGGAAAGGCUGCACAGAGAGCAAGACCUCUGGUCCUCAGGGAACCAAACAGGGAUCGAUGGGUCCUACCUGGGUUUCCUUCCACAGUCUCAGUCCACUCCAGGGGUUUUCAAGGCCCCACCCAAAUCCAACGUCAAGGCUACAUUAGGGAAACUGUCUGCCAUAGAAUCUGAUAAAGAAAGCUCGUAUCAAUCGAGGACUGGGAUCUCUCCACAGCCAGCUGUUCCUGAGCCUGACGUCCAUCGUCCAGACUCAGCAGAUCAGUGCCACGAGGAACAUACCUCUGCAAAAGUCCAGUCUCUUCCAAGUCUUAACUACAUUCAGAAAGUAGACGCUUGGAGGACGAAUCAGAGCUCUGGCAACCCGUCACUGUUUGACAGUCUGGCACUGCAAGGAUUUUCUGGCGUCUCUCCUAAAAAGAAAGCUUACGAGGCAGUGUCUGACUCCCUGAAUCGCAUCCUCAGUGAGCAGGUGCGGAGAUUACAGCAGCCUCCUGUUUCCAGUGCUCUCAACGAGAAUGUCACACAGGAAUCCUCAGCAGCUCCUUCUGGCUCCUCCUCUCCGAGAAGAGGGGAGGCGGUGGGCAGCGCGCCCAGUGACAAAGAUAUCACUGGGUCUGCAGCAAGACCCUCCAGCUCCCCCUUUGGCCGGUCGCAGUCCCACUCCUCUCUUAGCACAGUAGUCAUGUCGGCCCAGAAAGAAAAGAAUGAGACUCAGGACGAUGUUCAUCAUCAUCUUCACCAGCCGAGUGCCUCAGCUCAGCCCUCACCUCUCGUGAACCUCGGUCAGUUCAGCGACGUGUCAGUCGAUCGAGAUUUUACACUUUCAAGUUCCCAAGAUAGUUACAACAGUGGAGUUAAAUUAGGAACUUCUAUCGGAGCUUCUUCUGUCACGAGCCUGGAGGUGGAUAAUUAUGCCCCCUACUGGACUUCUAAACUGUUGUCAACAUCACCUCUGCCCGGACCUCGAGAAUUCAACAUCGAAGAACGAAUUCCGUUGUAUCUCCACAACCUGGGUAUCGACCAGUCUCCCUCAACGAUAUUAAAUCCUUUUGCACCCAGAGGGCCAAUCAGAGAACCUGAAUUCUCUCCCACUGAUCUCUGUACAAUUAAAGGAUCGAUUGGAACCCCGUCCAAGAGCACCCAACCCUCUGAAGGUGGCAGUCCCUAUAAAGGGGAGUUUUCCAGGUCUAGUAUUCGGUCAGUGGACUCUAGUAUUUCCAUUCCGUUCAGCAUGGACAGUCUUGGUCCGGCCGUAUCGAUCCCAGAGCCGACCAAGCGAGCAUCUCCUCCAUCUGAUGCUGAAGCUGUCCAGACUGAACGCAGACUGACACCAGCCUCCCAGCGUGAGGAGGAUUCCCACUCCUCCACAUUGCAUCUCAGCCAGCAGCAGCAGCAGCAACAGAAGGACGACACUCUAACCAGCAGUCAGAAUAUUUUCCUGCCAGGAGAGAGGUUUGACUCUGACCUCUCAUCGGUUACUCAGGCGAGGAGCGAGGAAAGAGAUUUGGAGUCUCCCUUGCAGACAAGUUGUAGUUUGGAUAAAAGUGCAGAGGAUUCUUUUGUUAGCUCUAAGGCCUUGUUGGAGAUCAAUAAACUGCUCUCUCAGUCGGAUAAAGUGGUGUCUGCUGGAGCUUCCUCAGCCUCCCCUGCAGCGCCCCGUCUGCUGCCUGACGAUGACUUAUUCCUCUCCUUCAGGAGGAAAACCAGUAAACUCCAGGACUCCUCGUUCUCCGGAGCUGAAGACCCCAGAACUCGUUCCUCCUCGCUGUGGGCCAGGUCAUCGUCUGAUUCCAUGCUUACCUCAGAAAAACCAAGGCAAAGCUCUUUAGGUCGAGAAAGCAUGACCUCCUCAUGGCAGCCUGAUUAUCCGUCCACACAGUCUCUCACUACUGCACCUGCUGCAGGUUCAACCCUUGUUCUCUCCAAACCAGCCAGACGGGCGGAGCCUGAAGGCUGCAGUGCUGCACCUCCCGACAAUAAAGUCCCAACACAACCACCAGUCAUCCAGUCUCCACCCGCUGUGAAUCCACAGCAGCUCAUCUCUACAUCGACAGAGACGGCGGCUGCACUCGAGGUGGAAGAAGAGCCUGCGCCUGGAGGUCCUGCACAGAGCAGCUCCUCGUCGCCCGCUCCUGACGACACAGAUCAGGGAGGGAUGAGUGACGGGAGCAGCGAGAGCUCACUGGCAGUCAGAGUGGCCAAGUUACUCCAGAGUGAGUCUCCAGCCACCAUGAUGUCCAGUACGCCCAGCAUGACUGAUCAAGAGGAGAGCAAAGCCAGAGAGUGGAUCAAACUGAAGGUGUCAGGUCAGCAGUGCGAGCCUCUGGAGUUGGACAUAGAAGAUAGAAGACGGAUUGAAGAGAUCAAGAAAGAGCUGCUGUUAAAAUAUCCCAUGAAGAGCCAGUUGAGUACAGAUACAGAGAGCAGUGCAGCGUCCAGUGUCCAGAGGAGACAAGAUCCACCUCAGUCUGCAGAGACGUUCACCCCCAACCAGCUGUCUCAGCCUCUGCAAGGCCUCAGAACGAACCUGUCUGACUCCAGCGUGCAGCUUAGAGACCCUCGUCGCCCAGACACUCUAGAAGCUCAAGUACAGAAGAUUGCUGCUCGAGAAGGAGUAACCCUGCCCAGAACAAACCCUCGGGCCCUCACGUCCAUCUCCAUCGCCACCUGCAGGCGCUCCACUUCCCCUUCUCCCUCCACGUCGCCUGCACAUCCCAUCAGCCCGGCCUCAGAGCCACUCCACACGAGCGAGCUCUGGACAGCAGACGAACACCUUAAAGUGAACAGACCACCCACUCAAAACGAGGAGAAGACAACCAGAGAGCUGACAUCAAGGUUUGAACCGAGCAGUCGUCUCUACACCAGAAAGCAAAGCCUAGAUUCUCAGUUAAUGUCAGGAAAUCAGACGAGGCAAGAUGCUGUGGGAGGCCAGUUUGGAAACCCUCCUCCACCCUUGCAGAUUUUAAAUAGAGAGGAUCAGCGAGAUGAUUUAUUCAUCUGGGACAGCUCUGUGUCUGGUGCCCACGGAGCUGAAAGAACCACAGGUUCAUCCCCCUCUGAAUCUCCUGCCACGGCCGGUCACGUCUCCCAUGUCCAUCUCACUCUGUCCCCGAAAGCAGCUGAUCCCAGCUUGGCCUCGGCUCUGAGCUCCAGUCGAGCUGGUGCAGCUACAGAGAUGCCACGUAGAGAAUUUGUUCUCCUCAGACACUCUCCAUCCACAGCCAGCAGCCCGGACGAAGGUGUGGGUCUGUCCAGUCCCCCAGAGUGGUACGAGACCGGAGAGCCGAGGGAAGAGCGGGGGCUUGAACGAGCCGACACCUCCACCCGGUUUAAAUCUGUGGUUCCUCGACGAAGAAUCACCUCCGCACCCAAACAAGCCUUCACACCACGUCCCAGAGCUGAAGUUUCCAAAAGGCCCUUAACCCACGAAUCAGCAGCGGUGCCUGUUCUGUUGCCUUACAAACCCCGCGGCAGUGAGGAGCUCUUCUACGUCCCUCAGCUAGAAGCUGACGUCUCCUCCACUGGGCACUCGGACACCACCAUGGAGAGCUCGCACACAGGCUCAGACGACGCCGUGGCCCCACGCUUCAGCAGUGAGGUCCUCGGGCACCAGGACCCGGGGCUGGACCGCGGCGUCACCAUCAGACACACGGAGGGCAUCUACAGCAAGAGGCUGAGAACGGCUAACUUCAAAAUGCAACAACCUGGACACAGAGAUUCCUCGGUGACGGCAAAUAAAAGCUCUCAAACGAGCGCAAACCGAACUUCACGCCCGUCCUCUCAGGUGUCGCUGGGCUUGACCAGAUUGUCUUCGUCAAACAACCCAGAAGCCCCGAAGAGAGACCAGGGAACCAGCCCGAUGCCGUUCACUCGUCACCAUCAGCCAGAGACGAACCGUGAGACAGUUCAGCCAGUUCACAUGGACCUGAGGUGUAGGACGAGUCAUCACCUGGACCAGAGCUCUGUCCCUCAAACAGGAGGACACCAGCACACGAGGGACGUCGCUCCCCCGGCCUCCCCACAGAGCAACAUCGGUCUGGACGAGCUGUGGCAGAGGUUCUGUGAUCGCUGGACCAUCGAGCAGUCUCGUCCAACCAGCGACCAAGAGGCGUCGCUGCUGCAGAGGCUGGAGCGUCUGUCCCGUCUCAUUCACAGCAGGAGGAGAACCAACGUGUCGGAGCUACAGGAGGAAAAUCAGAAGCUAGGGAGGAGGAGAGAAGACGCUGCGAGGGAAGAAAAGAGGCACAGCAACAGAGAGGAUGAUGGGAGUUUACACGAAGAGACAAAACCUCCCGUCCCUCAUCAGGCCCAGCGAACAUCUCAGCCUGCAGCGGAGAACAGUCGCACCUCCUUCUCCUCCAGUCUCUCCCACAGCUCCUCCCAGAGUCUGACCCUCAGUCCCGCAGACGGAGACGCGUCAGAGAGCUUGUCCACCGUGUCGGGCUCCAUGUCCAGCGUGGACACGGCCCGGCUGGUCCGAGUCUUCGGCGCACACAGAGUCAAGCACCUGAAAAGCGGCUCCAGCCUCGGUAAACUUUACAACACCAUCAACAAGCAGAAAGAAGGGAGGGAACAGAGGAGAGAGAGACACGGAGACCACCCGCACCUCAUCACGCCGUUAGAGACCACCGGCACCGGCGAGUCCUCUGUGCCGUUAGAGACCACCGGCACCGGCGAGUCCCCGGUGCCGUUAGAGACCACCGGCACCGGCGAGUCCUCAGUUGCUGCUGACUCUGCGUCGUCCACCAGCACCUACACCCCCCCAUCCCACCGCGGACCCUCCAACACUCUGGCAGCCAAGAAGACGGUGAAACUGCUCAGCAAAGGCAUCCAGACAGCUGGUGACCUGGAGAUCGUCAGAAACGCGACCCGGCGCCACACCAGAGACGUUGGAACCACGUUCCCCUCGCCUCAUGAAACCAGAGCGUCGAGGCAGAUUUCAUCUUCCUCACCCAGUGGAGAGAGAGGAAGAGGAGGGCAGAAGAAUCCCUCUAAGAUUCAGUCCUCACAGAAACAGAGGAAGAGCAAGCGGAGCCCAUCAAAGCUUUAUCCUGCAGGCGUCUCUUGGUUCAUCUCUGCUGACGACCUGCGCUCCGAGGCGAGGAAGGAGAACCAGCAGCAGGCGGAGGAGUCGGCACGGAGGCCGAGCACCGCCUGGUUUGAGCCGCACGGCAGAACCCAACCGUGGAGAGAACCGCUCAGACAGAGACAAGUCCACGAGGACAGAACCAUACACCACACGGAACCUGAUACCAGAACCAAGACGACGUCGUCUGGUCUCACACGCGUCUCUCUGCAGGAGGCGCUGGAGCUGUGGCGCCCGGGGUUCAUCUGUCGGUCCACGCAGAGGGUGAAGUGUCUGGCUCUGCAGGCGGAGGAGAGGAAGCUUCAGGCCGUCUUCAUCAGAGAGAGAGACGAGCUCUUCAGCCAGCCCAGAGGAGGGGGGGGGCCGCCGAGGCCUGCAGGCACCGCUCUGCUGAGGAGGGCUGUUCCCAGGAAGGAGAUGAUCCAGAGGUCCAAACUGAUCUAUGAGAAUCUGCCUGAGGUGCAGAGGAGGAGGGAGGAGGAACGGAGGAAAGCAGAAUACAGAUCUUACCGACUGAACGCACAACUCUACAACAAGAGAAUCACCACCCGUGUCCUGAGCAGACGAACAGCCUGGCAAUGAGCAACAUGUUUUUAAAAUCUUUGUAAGAAACAAAACGACCUAAAUCCACUUUUAUUUAUGAACCACAUUGUUACAGUUGGUAUUUUAUAGAUUAUGCUGAAAAGUAGAAUUCUACUCGUGAACGUAAGACGUGAUUUUAGUCGGUUUGACUGACGAAUGUGUGUAAAUGUGAAAAUAAACCAGGUUUUUCUUUAAA